GGAAGUGGAGGGAUAAUUGAAAUGCAAUCAGAGACUCAGAAUCGGAAUGAACAUCGCUUUUCGCAAAGUGAAAAUGACUUGUUAAGAUUCCUUCACGAGGCUGAUCGUACACUUUCUGAACCAAAAGUAUCAUCCCAAGAUGUUGGCACUUCGGAAGAAUCAACAACAAAUCACAAUAACAACGGGCAUGUCGAUCCUGAGGUAUCGAGCCUGCAAAAUGACAAAAUUGAUACUCUUGAAGUAAGGAUCGCAAGAGCUUUGAAAGAAAUUGAAAAGAUGGCCUCUGAGUUCAAAGCCUUAGUUAAUCCUUUCCCGACAUCAAAUGCACAGAGUGGAAGAGAAGCGGACGUAUCCGCCUCUUUUCGUCAAUUGCCAACUUCAAUCCUCUCCUCACGUUUUGUCAAUAGAGACAGCAGCUUUGACGUUUCACGCAUGAAUAAUAUAACCUCUUACUCAUAUGGGGCUUUGAGAGGUGCCAAUGAUACCAAAUCGUUAAUACUCAAUUCGAAUUUCAAUUCAGGUAAGAUUUUUGCAUUUCACAUCAAGGCCUCUGAAGAGCCAAUUUCUAUAUGCAUGCAAAUGCUUAUUUAUCUUGUUGUGUGCACUAUGUUUCCAUAG
Rodentolepis nana is the source of this 618-nucleotide messenger RNA. Lineage: Eukaryota; Metazoa; Platyhelminthes; Cestoda; Cyclophyllidea; Hymenolepididae. The record is from the annotation of a GenBank genome assembly.